Messenger RNA from Brassica oleracea var. oleracea, 1826 nucleotides. Its product is annotated as APO protein 1, chloroplastic. The coding region runs from base 349 to 1650 and encodes 433 amino acids. The transcript has 5 exons. The record is from RefSeq and is a predicted model, not a curated record. Gene Ontology annotation, molecular function: RNA binding. Lineage: Eukaryota; Viridiplantae; Streptophyta; Magnoliopsida; Brassicales; Brassicaceae.
GUUGUCGUUUUACUCCAUCAACAAUAAAUUAAAGAACUUCGAAAUAUCUGGAUUCAUCGAUUUAUCCCAUAAAAUUAACAGCUUAAGAAAACUCUGAUUGAAUCUGCUUCUGCUUCUGCUUCACCUUUCUGAACCAUUUUCAGAUUCCGACCAAUCUUUCCACUCGCGUUCGAGGCAUGCUCGGGUGUCUUGUUCUUGAGGAAUUCAAAAACUGCCGAACGAACAUCGUCUGUUUAAUCCAGUUUCUCUUCUCCUUCUGAGCUCAUCAUUGUCUUCGGAUUUUAAGGGCUCGGCCAAAGUUAUCGUUUUUGGCUUAGUUUCUGAUUUGGGUUCUUACGUCAAGCCACCAUGCUUCUGGUUUCGCCUCCCUGUAGAGGUGUUUAUCCUCAGUCCAUUGCUUCCAACCCGAUUGAUUUUUCUGCUAGAGGCUCUUAUGCACUUGCCUUUCAGAUUCCUCGUCCGAUUCUUAAAAAAGAGUGUUCAAUGAGGUUCGUUUGUUUCAAUCAGAAGCCUAAACAGCACCCGAAUUUCAAGAAACGGCAUGUGUCUACACAGAAUGUAGAUCUUCCUCCUGUGUUACCCAAGAACAAGAAAAAACCUUAUCCUAUUCCUUUUAAGCAAAUUCAGGAAGCAGCUAAGAAAGACAAGAAACUUGCACAGAUGGGCAUAGAGAAGCACUUGGACCCUCCCAAGAACGGGUUGCUUGUCCCCACUCUUGUUCCUGUCGCCUACGAAGUCAUAGAUAACUGGAAGUUGCUCACCAAGGGUUUAGCACAGCUUCUCCAUGUUGUUCCCGUCUUUGCUUGCAGUGAAUGCGCGGCGGUUCAUGUGGCUAGUGCUGGUCACAAUAUUAGGGAUUGCAGUGGUCCAACAAGUUCACAGCGACGUGGUUCUCAUUUAUGGGUCAAAGGCACCAUCAAUGAUGUUCUGGUUCCUGUUGAGUCGUACCACAUGUAUGACCCUUUCGGGCGGCGUAUAAAGCACGAAUCCCGGUUUGACUACGAAAGAAUCCCAGCGGUUGUUGAGCUAUGCGUCCAGGCUGGUGUUGAGAUUCCAGAGUAUCCUUCUCGCAGAAGAACACAACCAGUUCGAAUGAUAGGAAAGAGAGUGAUCGAUCGAGGUGGAUAUGUAAAAGAGCCUGAUAAGCCUUGCAGCUCGACAUUGUCAUCAUCUCCACUAGCUGAUCUUGACACACUUGGUGCUUGUGAGAGGUAUCCACCUCCCACACCAGAGAAGGUACCUAAGAUAGCACAGGAAACAAUGAAUGCUUACGAGAAAGUGAGAUGGGGUGUGACCAAACUGAUGAGGGAGUACACGGUGAAAGCAUGCGGAUACUGCUCUGAAGUGCAUGUAGGACCAUGGGGACAUAGUGUGAAGCUGUGUGGAGAGUUCAAACACCAAUGGAGAGACGGGAAACACGGAUGGCAAGAUGCUCUUGUGGAGGAGGUCCUUCCUCCUAACUAUGUAUGGCAUGUGAGAGACCUUAAGGGAACUCCGCUUACCGGAAAUCUCAAGAGGUUUUAUGGUAAAGCCCCUGCUUUGGUUGAGGUUUGUAUGCACAGCGGAGCUCGGGUUCCUCAAUGCUACAAGGCCAUGAUGAGGCUUGACAUCAUCGUUCCUGAUUCACAGGAAGCCGACAUGGUCGCGUAGGUCCUUUGACAUGUUCAUAGUAGAACACAAUUGUUAGGGUAAAGAAGCUUCAAAACAUGGCUGAUGAUGGAAUGGGCUCACAAAGCUAGAAUCUUUCUACAGUGGUGUUUGACACGUCUACCUAUGUACAAAAAUGAUUUUAUUUCAAUGUAAUUUACGCUAAAAUUUAUAAUUUA